AUGGUGGAAACCGAACUUCGGUCCUCCCUGCCCGGGCAGAGCCUGCUGGUCCCAUGCGACCGGCAACUGAAGAUGGGCUCCCAGGGCCUCUGCGUCUCCUCACUGGUCUGCGAUGUCAAGAGCCAGGGCAACACUCAGGAGAUGUCCUUGGACGGUACAUCGAAAUUUGAGAAGCUCCUGGACAAGUCGGAAGGCCUCCCUGGCCGGCCGGCCAAGCUAGAGCAGUCUUUGGCGGCAACUUCCAAGCUGCUGCCGAACAUUCUUGAGGAUGCUGCUGAAGAUCCUGGUGCGACAGAGGUGCUGCAGAAAACAGUGAAGCUGCAGCCGAGUCGGUCGCCUCCAGGCACAUUGAAGGAGGCCUUGGCAGUGCUGAAGGAAGCAGCUGCUAGUGUUCAGCGUGCAGAGGUGACUGCACUCAAAGUUGAAGAAGGGCCGACAAAGACUCUGAAAGAAAAGGUGGACGGCGAGGCAGUGAGCCCGGACGUUGACUUGGACAACUCUUUGAUGGAAGCAUCGAAGGUUGACGAGCCAUCAGCCUCUCUGCAUGGUUCUGCAGCACUUCUGGAAGCCGAGGUGGCGGAGCUGCGAGCCCUCCUCGAAACAGCAAUUCAGGACUCUGGCUACGACGAGGUGGCCCCGGAGGAUGAACGCACAGUCAAGUUCGAGGGCACAGUUGACAUAGCAAAUGUGCGACAGUGGGCCGAGACGUUCCGCAAGUUUGGGGUGGUUUUGAUGCUAGUGUCUGGACCUGAUGAAGGGCCCUGGGAAUUUGUUGCCAUUGAGACGGAGCAGGGCUUCCUCGCCAAGUUCCUGGGCCAUGCAGCCGCCGGCACAUUGCCGAAAUGUGUGUGUUGCGUGUUGAGGGUGCGCCAGGCUCCUGCGGGUCGUGUGCUCGUCAUGGCCAAGGCAAGUGGAGGCCGGGACGUGAGGGAAGUCAUAAGCGGCUGGGAUGUUGUGAGCCACGUUCUGGCGUAUACGGCGGUGCGACUGGUGUGGCUGGAUGUUCUUCCAGGAGCUUACCUUUUCUUAGUUGAGGAGGCAGCUGGCUGGGCUGCAGACAUCAAUGAAGUGUUCGCCACGCAGAUUCUAGUGGCUUUCCAACACGAGGAAGUGGAGGUGACACUUUGGCCCGUGGCUUCUGCUCCCUCUGCACUGGAGUCGGCAUUGACUAGCUUUCCAGCAGAUCUGACAGCUGCUCUAAGAGUCGAUGCUUCUGAUGACGAGCAGGCCAGGCCAUAUAAGGUGGUGCUGUGCCACUACUACGAGAGUGGCUGGUGCAAGUAUGGUGACCGUUGCACAUAUGCUCACGGUCCGGAGCAGCUGAGACUACCAUCAAAGGCUGAGGCAGGAAGGGAGCCAUGCGCGUACUGGCGCUCUGGUGGCCACUGCAGCAAUGGCAGCUGCUGCCCAUUCAUGCACGAGGCUCCGGGCGCUUGGCCGACGGACAGCUGGCUAUGA
Molecule: messenger RNA, 1458 nt
Organism: Symbiodinium natans
Lineage: Eukaryota; Dinophyceae; Suessiales; Symbiodiniaceae
Source: the annotation of a GenBank genome assembly